AUGGUUCAUUCCUUCUAUGACAAAAGCUCUUCUUCUUCUGGCUCUGAUAUUUCAGGGUUGUUCAAUCCCUCUUUGCAAAGCCCUGGAGCUUUCAAUGGUGUUCUUGUGAGGGGUGGCUUGUCAUCAUCGAAUUCUUUGGUUUAUGAGAGUGAGAAGGGAGAGCUGGUGAAGUGCCCUUCAGCUACAAGGGUCGGGAAGAAUGAGAUUUGUGAGGCCAAAGCUUUGGCUGCUUUGAAGAAUCAUAGUGAAGCAGAGAGGAGGAGGAGGGAGAGAAUAAACGGUCAUCUUGCUACGCUACGUGGCCUUGUACCAUCCACUGAAAAGAUGGAUAAAGCUACUUUAUUGGCUGAAGUGAUUAGCCAAGUGAAGGAACUGAAGAAAACUGCAGUGGAAGCAUGCAAGGGUUUUCUAAUCCCAAUGGAUGCUGAUGAAGUGAAAGUCGAACCAUGUGAUGGAUCCAUGUCUCAUAGUGCAACCAUUUGCUGUGAUUUCCGACCUGAAAUACUAUCUGACCUAAGACACACCCUUGAUUCCCUUCCACUGCAUCUAGUGAAGGCAGAAAUUUCAACUUUGGCAGGAAGAAUGACGAAUGUAUUUGUCUUUACGUGUUGCAAAGGGAACAGUCAUAAUGAUAUUGAGGCAUGCCAAUCUCUUGUAAGAACUGUUCACCAAGCACUAUGUUCUGUACUGGAUAAGGCUUCUGCCUCACUUGAGUUCUCACCCAGAACAUCACAUGCCAACAAGAGGAGAAGACUAUGCUUUAUUGAAACAUCCACUUCUUCAUGCACCCAUGAGUCCUGUUUGUGUUGA
Messenger RNA from Sphenostylis stenocarpa, 810 nucleotides. Lineage: Eukaryota; Viridiplantae; Streptophyta; Magnoliopsida; Fabales; Fabaceae. The record is from the annotation of a GenBank genome assembly.